This is a messenger RNA of Vanderwaltozyma polyspora DSM 70294, 1653 nucleotides long. It is a transcript of the gene NDD1, whose product is annotated as Ndd1p. The transcript has a single exon. Bases 1 to 1653 code for a protein of 550 amino acids. Lineage: Eukaryota; Fungi; Ascomycota; Saccharomycetes; Saccharomycetales; Saccharomycetaceae. The record is from RefSeq and is a predicted model, not a curated record.
AUGAGUUCAAAAGAUCAUAACGGAAAUUCAGGAGGUACUUUUGGGUCAGCUCUCGUUAAUGAUGCUGAUAAUUUACAGCAACAUAACAUAAACGAUGCUCAUUCAGAUGCUAGUUUUUACAAAGCUGUUACUGAACAUUUGAAAUAUUCAUUUAAUAGUCCCUUACCAACGACUACCCAAUUUCCAACUCCAUAUUCUUCAAACCAAUUAAACAAUAAUAAUCACGGUGGUAAUAGUGUUAAUAAUAAUGGCAACGGUAUGUCUUUGAAUUCAGGUUUCAAUGCCAAUAACGGUCGUUCCAGGAAAUCAGGUGGUUCUCUAAAAUCUGAUAGUGAUUCUUCUAUAAUUGAAAAUAGUAUUUUAGCAGGUAUGCAUUCGAGGUUGCCAAAUAAUGGAUCAGUUUUGGGCGCCACUGGUGGUGUUGCAGCUGAUACCAAUGCUGGAGAGUCGCUAAAUGAUAUGAAUUUACAACCAUCUUCGGCAUUGCAUUUUAAUAAUAAUUUUCCAAAUGAGUUUUUACUAGCAUCUCCAGAACAAUUUAAAGAAUUCUUAUUCGAAUCUCCUGCUGGAUUUAAUUUAUUUAACAAGACUCCUGCUAAGACUCCAUUGAGAUUCUUUACAGAUUCUAAUGCAUUAAGUUCCGGAACCAAUGGCCAGGGCAACCUAUUUAAUACCAAUUUGGGUAACUCAAGUGCAGGCAAAAAUUCUCAAACUCCCUUGAGAAACAUAGAUUUGAACCUAAUGUUUAAUUCUCGCCAAAUGUCAAUUUCAUCAUCUCCUUCCAAAGGGUUUUCUCUAUCCGUCACGCCUUAUGGAAAGAAAAUUUUAAAUGAAUUUGGUACCCCAUAUGCAAAGAAUUUAAUUUCAUCUAAUAGUGCGUUAGCUGAUUUCCAAAGGGCAAGAAAGGAUACUGUUAGAUUGCAGAAGACUCCAGAAACAGUAUCUAAAUAUAGUAUCGAUAAAUUUAUGGAGACCCCGAAUGAUAAAUUCUCUAAAUCUAAGCAUCCAAUGUUGACCAAGACAUCAUUACAAGAAUCAUCAGGUGACAGGACAAAUGACGACAUAUAUGGAUCAUCUCCCACAACUAUCCAAUUGAAUUCUUCUGUCACCAAGUCUUCAACAAAAUUAGAUCCUAAUAAGAUUCCACUACUAAAUCAUGGUUUGGAAAAUCGUAAUAUAGAUGAACAAUUGUUUGAUUUGGAUAUGGCUAGAAUUCCAAUUUCACCCACACCAAAGAAUCAUAAAAAUAAUAAUAUGAAUACAUUGAGGAUUCCAGAACUGCCGAAGAUGGGUUCCUUUAUUAGUGAAAGAUCUAGUUCAUCUUUAACAUCUAAUUUAACUGCGAAGACCGCAAAUAAAGCUUGUAAAGUGAAGAAGAACACUAAGAAGCAGCCUAAAUUUCAAAUUAUUGUUUCUAAUGCCCAAAAAUUUAACUCAGCAAAAGCUACUGUACCUAACAACGGUACUAAACGUAAUAAGAAAAAUACUGGUAAGUUUAAACGUACCAGAUCAUUAGUGAUAGGAAAGUCUACGGACAGUUUGGAUACCAAGAAUCGUGAUAAAACAACACAACAGAAUAAAACUGGACUACCAAGAUCCACAUCAUUUUCAAUAGAAUUAACGGACAAGCAUCAAUUUACAAAUUCUCAAUGA